AUGAACACAUUUUCUACUAUCUCCAAGGAAGCAAAUGAAUCCAAGGAUUAUGAUCUCGAAUCCCUCCCACUGGAAAAUGUUGGUGGUAUAAUACAAGUUGAUCAAAAUAAAAAAGAAAUCGGUUUUGUUUCAGCUACUUUCCUUUGUCUUAAUAGAAUGAUUGGAUCCGGUGUCUUUUCAUUAGGAUCUACUAUCUUCCUUCUCAGUGGAUCUGUUGGUGGUGCUUUGAUGAUGUGGGUUGCUGGUUCAGUAAUUGCCUUCUCUGGAUUAUUGGUCUAUAUGGAAUUCGGAAGUAACUUACCAAGAAAUGGUGGUGAAAAGAAUUAUAUUGAAUUCAUUUAUACCAAACCUAGAUUCUUAGCCACUGCCAUGUAUGGAGCUUACGUUUUCUUCCUUGGUUGGGCUGCAGGUAAUAGUGUUGUUGUAGGGGAAUAUCUUUUAAAUGCUGCAGGAAAGGAAGUCACUCAAUGGAAUUCAAGAGGUAUUGGUUUGGGUGUUAUUACUUUCGCUUUCCUUAUCAAUGCUGUUUCAGUUAAAACUGGUUUAUAUCUUGGUAAUGUCUUAGGUGUUUUCAAGGUUGUUAUUAUUUUAUUUAUCGUUGUAACUGGAUGGGUUGCAUUAGGUGGUGGUAUCAAAACAAAUAAUUUCCAACCAACAGGUAACUUCAACAAUGCCUUCUCUGGAUCUAGUGUCACUGGUUUUGGUGUUGUGAAUGCUUUAUACAAUGUUAUUUGGUCUUAUGUUGGGUACUCUAAUGCUAAUUACGCUUUAGGUGAAGCUAAAAAUCCAACUAAAAUCUUGAAAUUUGCUGCUCCUACUGCUUUCUUAUCAUUAAUGGUUCUUUACAUGUUAACCAAUAUUGCUUACUUUGCCGUUGUUCCAAAAGAAGAAUUGGGUGCUUCUGGUCGUAUUCUUGCUGCUACCUUUUUCCGUUAUGCUUUUGGUGAAACUGCUGAAAAAGCUUCAAGUGUAUUCGUUGCUUUAAGUGCUUUAGGUAAUGUUAUGUCAGUUAUCUUCUCUCAAGGAAGAAUUGUCCAACAAUUAGGUCGUGAAGGAUCUUUACCAUUUUCAAGAUUCUGGGCAUCUUCAAAACCUUUUGGUUCACCAUUCACUGGUCUCAUGCAACAUUGGAUCGUUUGUAUUGUUACUAUGUUAGCUCCACCACCCGGUGAUGCUUAUAAUUUUAUUCUUAACUUAAUUUCUUAUCCUUUGAAUGUUGUUAAUACCUUCGUUGGAUUCGGUUUAUUGUAUUUAAGAUACCAAAAUUAUAAAGGAAGAGCUGUAUGGAAUGCUCCAAUCAAAUCUCCUAUCCCAGUCACUAUUUUCUUUGCUUUCAGUUCAUUAUAUUUAAUCGUUGCUCCUUAUAUUCCACCUUCAGCUGGUCAAAGUGUUUAUAAUGAUUUACCUUACUGGAUUCAUGCUGUUGUUACUUGGGGUGUAUUUGGAAUCGGUUUUGUUUAUUGGGUUGUUUGGUCAAUUGUUUUACCAAGAAUUGGUAAAUACGAUAUCGAAGUCAAAGAAGUUUUAGGUGAAGAUGGUUUCUGGAGAAAUAAAUUUGAAAAAGUUCCAAAAAACCUUUAA
Molecule: messenger RNA, 1581 nt
Organism: Yamadazyma jaroonii
Lineage: Eukaryota; Fungi; Ascomycota; Pichiomycetes; Serinales; Debaryomycetaceae
Source: the annotation of a GenBank genome assembly